AUCAAUUUCGGUAUUAUUAGUUCAAUUUGCUUCAGUAAUUAUUCCAAUAUGGCGAAGUUCAUGGUUGUAUUACUAUCUCUCACUUCAGUGGGUAUGCUCGCCUCCUGUGACAUACCCAAUGUUUUCGAGUUUUGCACUGCUCUCAUGUCUGACAGUCAAAAAUCUUGCAAUACGGCGACAUGUCAAGGAAGGCCAGGCAAGAGAGGCCCAGUUGGCCCUCGAGGAAACAAAGGUGUAAAAGGUAACACUGGCGCAACAGGGACAUCGGAAGCACUUGGAGCAAGAGUAAGACAAUUAGAAGAUACAAUUAUCAUGAUGAAGAAAGUAUUCACACCGAAUCAGAAACUCGAAUUUUGCGCAAUGGGCAUGAAGUCAAGAGACAUUGCGGAUGCAGAUAUUUCAACCUCUUCCGAUUGGGAAAGUUUCCAUCAUGGACAAUAUGGAAGAUUAGAUGAACAGCCUGCAUCAAACCCAACUUCCUAUGGAUCAUGGAUUUCUCGAAAACCUCAAAUCGGAGACUGGAUUCAAAUCGAUUUAAAAAUUCCUAAAGCAGUGUCUGGAGUUGUAACACAAGGUAGGCCUAGUUAUGAUCAAUGGGUUACUUCGUAUAAAAUCAAGUGCGGAAAUUCUACAAACAGUUUCCAGACCAUCAUGGAAAAUAAUCAAGAGAAGGUAUUUCCGGGAAAUAAUGACCGAAAUACCAAAGUCACAAAUUUAUUUCCCAAUCCAGUGGUUUGCCGCUACGUGCGACUCUAUCCACAGCGUUGGCACGGACAUUUGAGCAUGAGAAUGGAAAUACUCCGUGGAGAAUGCUACGAUUUCUACUGAGAAAUCAUUCAAGAUUUUGAGUUGAAUUUGAUAUUCAGUUUAAAAAAAGUGUAAAUUUUCGUUGUUAGAAUUUUGUUAUUCCAAUACUCUAUAGCCAACUUUUGAUCUUAUUUUGACUUGUUGUGAUGUCAUGAGUACUGCUAGAUAAUCACUAGACUGAAAUGUCAUAAACUUUUAUACUGUAAAGAGAAAAACUUAAGUUUAACACAGCACAAAUGGACCUUUCCCCGACCUUUGACCCCCGAAAAAUUCUUCCUAUACUUUACCAUUGCAACAUUUUGGGGGCCAGUUCAAGAGUGCUAUUGCGAGUUGGCACCUGUAAAAUGGGGUUUGUGUUUCAAAUCAUCAUUAUGAUUCAUGGCAUAAAACAAUCUGUUUUUUAAAAAUACUGGUAAAGAAUUUUAGCCUAGUCUAUCACAGCUAUUUGUACACUAA
Molecule: messenger RNA, 1263 nt
Organism: Styela clava
Lineage: Eukaryota; Metazoa; Chordata; Ascidiacea; Stolidobranchia; Styelidae
Source: RefSeq, a predicted model, not a curated record